This is a messenger RNA of Klebsormidium nitens, 1577 nucleotides long. NCBI's taxonomy places the organism in Eukaryota, Viridiplantae, Streptophyta, Klebsormidiophyceae, Klebsormidiales, Klebsormidiaceae. The record is from the annotation of a GenBank genome assembly.
AUGAUGGCUAAGCCGCUCAGAUCUCGGCCCCAGGGAUCAAACAGUCACCUAGCUGGGGCUGCCAAGUUCUUCGUUGGGAUCACCGUAGUCUCUGUCCUUAUGGUCGUUCUGGGCCCUAGGCUGUCUUUGGGUGCCCGGCGCCUCACAGAGGAGAUCAUCAGCUACCAAGAGGUGCUAUCGUCCCUUGACGCCCAAUCCCAAUCAGAGGGGGACCCCGUUCACACCACUUCCCACCACUCCUCCCAUCAAGGUGUGAAUGCGAUUACGGAAGAAGGCAAGGAAGGAGAUGGAGUUGUAAAGAAGGAAGCAACCAACGGAUGGGGAAACAGUAAAGACGAGUUGGACGAACAGCCUGCUAGAAAGAAGACGGCUGGGGCGGGGGCCACCGAGGGGGGCAGCAUCCACGUGAUUGUGACGAGCAACGGCUCUCCCUACCUCAACUGGCAGACCCGGAUCAUGUACCACAGCUUCAAGAAGGUGGCAAGCACGCCGGGCAGUGCCAUGCACCACUUCACGCGCGUGUUGCACCGCUCCUCGGACGACGUCCUCAUGGGGGAAAUUCCCACCGUUCGAGUGGAGCCCCUGGACCCGUCCUGCGACGUGUGGUGUGAAUACCCCGUGGCCAGCCGACCGUCCGCCAUCCUGCAGUGGCUCGAGUCGGGGGACCCCAAGGGGGACUGGGUGCUCAUGGCCGAGACGGACCACUUGUUUGUCAAGCCAUUUGCCGUUCCGGCGUCCGGCCGGAAUGUGGGCUUUCCGUUCAGCUACAUGGCGCCUCAGGCAGGAGAGCUACGGAGCUACAUGAAGAGGUUGUACGACUGUGCUGACUGCUCCGUGAGCGACAUCCCUCCAACCGGCAACGCGCCGCUCCUCAUGAAGAUCGAGGACAUGAGGAAGGUCAUCCCUUUGUGGGUUGACGUCACAGCGCAGAUAGAGGAAGACGAGGACGCAAAGAAGAAGCUGGGCUGGGUGCGGGAGAUGUACGCGUUCUCAAUAGCGGUGGCCAAGGCGAAGGUGGACCUGGACCUGCCCAAGAAUCCUCGGGGGAUCAUGGUGCAGCCUCCAGAGGACGAAGUGUUGGGCGAAGCCAGGAUUAUACACUACACGUGGGGCAACUUUAUCAAGGACGAGCGAGGGAACGACGUGUGGAGCUGGGACAAGCGGGACUUCGUCGCCCCGGGACUGCCCCCGCGGAUCAAGGAGCCCCCGGCAGAUCUGGCUACGGAAGUGCAGUCCGCCUGGAUUGCUACCAUGAACGAGGCCAUCGACUCGAUCCCCCGGUACUGUCAAGGAGAGCUUGACGCGAUGAGCCCUGAAGAACGGGCAGCGGCGGAAGAGGCUGGGGGAAGGGUCGGGGUUACAUGAGUAUGCUCGAGGAGGGGAAGAGGCAACGUGAAUGAUUGCGUGAAGCGAUCAAUUGCAUGGCAUACCCACUCCGGGCAUGAUGCAUAUAUUGACUAAAAACUCGUAUCAAACGGUGCCUUUUGGAUUGAUGCAACCUGCAUCCACAAGCAUUUGCCCUAGUUUCGGUUGCAGAGCCGCAUGCGGACGUACAGACUGCGCUUGUCAUAUUUUGG